AUGACUGGAAAGGAGUCGAAACUCAACUGGGCUGGGCUGGGAUACUAUAAUGCAAACAUAGCCAGAUAUGGCUUGACAUUGAAGGAUGGAGCACAGAAAAGGCAGGGCUAUCCUCCACCGGACCCCAGGGAAUGGGACAGGACUUGGGGGCAUCCAGAUUCCCGCUUUCGGCCUCCUGUGACCAGUCCUGUCAGGGGAGAUCCUUUGACUCAUGGACCCCAGCACCAUCCCUACGGCUAUGGAUGGUCAGAGCCACCACGCCCGCCGUCAAGACAUGGUUACGAUUACCCAGCCUACAGCCAGUGGGACUACAGGGAGGGCUAUGGUUACUACGAACAGGACUAUUACAGAGGACAGCAGCAGUAUCCAGAUGGAGGGCAGUGGAGACAACAUGAGACCUGGCCAAAGGAGCAGUAUCAGGAGAUAAACUCUUCAACCAGAACAGAGGAGAGGUUUGACCAAAGGAAAGGCAGUGCACAGAAAGGCGACUAUCAGGAAACUACGGACAGAGAAAAUGACGAAACCAGUUCUUCUUAUUAUCUGGGGACAUUAGAAAGCUCCAAACACUCCGGUCUGUCGUCCAGCAGCUACGAACUGAGUCUGUACAUCAACGGGGCUGAGCAGAGGGAGCCGGUCCCCCCAUGUGCACCGUGUGAUGCGGAACAAAGCCGUCAGAUAUCCGCACCGUUGAAGUAUUCCAUCCCUCAUGCGGUGGUCAGUUUUGGGCCAGCCGGACAGCUCAUUCGGGUCUGUCCAGGUUUCACGCCUCAGAAAAAUGUCACACAAUUGGAAAUUCACAGCAUGGAGGCCAUUUUGAGUGACACAAAAGAACAACAAGAAUUGAGAAAGUUUCCUGGACCCUUAACAAGGGAAGAUUUGCACAAAGUGGAUGCUAUGGAGUUUGCCCAGCAGAUGGCAGGAACGUGCUUGAGAGAUGAUAAACUCCACGACAAGAGCUCUGCUGCCCUCCUCUGGAAUCUACUGGUACUUUUCUGCAGGCAAAAUGGACAAAUGGUCGGUUCGGACAUGGCAGAGCUGCUGGUGCAGGGCUCUCGUGGGACGGGGGGCGGUCGGUCGGACUCCUCUCUCAUAGACUUCAGUGAAGGUGCGGCGGCUGAAGCUCCGCCCACAGAGACAGAGGACGACCUACUGACGGGAAACUGCAGCUCCGAGACUGCACAGAGAGCUCUGAAGACGUACACACUGAUGCUGCUGGCCGGGAGGAAGAAGGAUGCGUUGGAAUCUGCAAUGAACAACAGCCUUUGGGGACACGCUCUGUUUCUGGCCAGCAAAAUGGACAACAGGUCUUACACCACAGUUCUGAACAGGUUCACAGGAGAGCUCACAGCCAACGACCCGCUGCAGACGCUCUUCCAGCUGCUGUCGGGGAGGGUCCCUGCUGCAUCCACGUGCUGUGGGAGUGAGAAAUGGGGCGACUGGAGGCCUCACCUGGCUGUGAUCCUGUCCAACGACACCUCUGACUCUGCGGUCAAAGGCCGAGCCAUCGCCACCAUGGGAGACACUCUGGCCUCUCGAGGACUCUUGCACUCGGCUCAUGUGUGCUACCUGACUACCGGACUGCCCUUUGGAGCCUUCACACAGAAAGACGAGAGGCUGGUGCUUUUGGGCAGUAGUCACAGACAGUCAUUUAAAGACUUUGCUGUAAACUCUGCCAUCCAGUGCACAGAGCUGUACGAGUACUGCCGCAGUCUGGGAGGGAGGAACUUCUUCAUACCAUCUUUUCAGGUCUACAAGUUCCUCUACGCUACUCGGCUCCUGGACUGUGGACUCUGCUCUCAGGCCUUUCACUACUGUGAGGUGGUGGGACAGGCCAUCCUCCACCAGAGCUCACCCAGCCCUGUGCUCACUGAUGUACUUCUAAAGCUGGCUGACAGGCUCAGAUAUGCAGAGGUGAGUGAGACAGGACUGAGUGGAGCCGAUCUGGAGCCAGGAUGGAUGACACAGCUGCGCUUACGGCAUCACAGCGUCCAGACAGAUAGUUACAGCUUUGGUGAAAUCAGACAGGAACAUCCAGAACGAACAGGGGAUAUCAGCCCAGUGCAGAGUCCGGAGCCUGAGCUGUUUUACUACAGAGACACAGAAGAACCCUCUGGAAGUGACGUUUUAACCCAAGAUGCUUCUUCAACAAACGCCAUUGGAGUCUAUGAAUGGCCACAGAACCCUCUCCCGGUCACGGCUCCUGUGACCAGUGCUCCACCGGUGCCAAACCCAGACGUCACCUGUUUUAGCACAGACACUGUGACAUAUUCUGCAGUCACCAGUUUGUCAGAAGGGGUGCGGCUUUCUGGAACAAGCUCUGUAACCAAAGUCCUCCUAAACAGAAUGUACAGACGGGAAGAUGGUUCAGUGGCUGGUUUAAGUCUAAACCUCAAGACGACCAACAUGAUACUUCAGAACAAACCAUUCCACCUCAGACAUUUUCCACCCCUGAAGUCAGUCCACCGCCUCCUCCUGCCAUGUUCCAGCAGCAGUCCACCACAUCAGGGAUCAACCCAUUUUCAAGGAAAGCUGGACAACAGCUGGGGUAGAAAGCAUUGCAUCAUGUUUGGACCACCAUAUAAGCCUCUAAACCUACCUCUGCUGGACCUCCAAAUACACAGGACCAGAGGGCAGAGCUCCUCCUAUUCCACCUACUUCAUGGAGCUGACCGUAGCUAAGCGAACAUACAGGACAUAUCUUGUGAUUUGA
Molecule: messenger RNA, 2709 nt
Organism: Knipowitschia caucasica
Lineage: Eukaryota; Metazoa; Chordata; Actinopteri; Gobiiformes; Gobiidae
Source: the annotation of a GenBank genome assembly